This is a messenger RNA of Onychomys torridus (southern grasshopper mouse), 1907 nucleotides long. It is a transcript of the gene Prph2, whose product is annotated as peripherin 2. Lineage: Eukaryota; Metazoa; Chordata; Mammalia; Rodentia; Cricetidae. Gene Ontology annotation, cellular component: membrane. The record is from RefSeq and is a predicted model, not a curated record. The transcript is spliced from 3 exons. Bases 174 to 1214 code for a protein of 346 amino acids. Gene Ontology annotation, biological process: visual perception.
CAUUACUGAGUUAAUGGGGAUCCUAGGCUAGGGAGGCCCCAAGAUGGGCAACUCCCUGCAGCUUGGGCCCAUGGUGCUCUUCCUAAGGCCCUGAGUGGUCUAGCCCCUGACCUCAUUCGGGUUAGGAGUGGAAGCGGAACUGUGGGAGGCUGCCUGGACCCCACUCGGUAAGCAUGGCGCUGCUCAAAGUCAACUUUGACCAGAAGAAGCGGGUCAAGCUGGCCCAGGGGCUCUGGCUUAUGAACUGGCUGUCCGUGUUGGCCGGCAUUAUCCUCUUCAGCCUGGGGCUGUUCCUGAAGAUUGAACUCCGCAAGAGGAGCGAAGUGAUGAAUAAUUCUGAAAGCCACUUUGUACCCAACUCCCUGAUAGGGGUGGGGGUGCUGUCCUGUGUCUUCAACUCGCUGGCUGGCAAGAUCUGCUAUGACGCCCUGGACCCUGCCAAGUAUGCCAAGUGGAAGCCCUGGCUGAAGCCGUACCUGGCUGUCUGUGUCCUCUUCAACGUCCUCCUCUUCCUCGUGGCUCUCUGUUGCUUUCUGCUGCGCGGCUCCCUGGAGAGCACCCUGGCUUACGGGCUCAAGAAUGGGAUGAAGUACUAUCGGGACACGGACACCCCAGGCAGAUGCUUCAUGAAAAAGACCAUCGACAUGCUUCAAAUCGAGUUCAAGUGCUGUGGCAACAACGGCUUCCGGGACUGGUUCGAGAUCCAGUGGAUCAGUAAUCGCUACCUGGACUUUUCCUCCAAGGAGGUCAAAGACCGGAUCAAGAGCAAUGUGGAUGGGCGGUACCUGGUGGAUGGGGUCCCUUUCAGCUGCUGCAACCCCAGCUCGCCACGGCCCUGCAUCCAAUACCAGCUCACCAACAACUCAGCACACUACAGCUACGACCACCAGACUGAGGAGCUGAACCUGUGGCUGAGGGGCUGCAGGGCUGCCCUGCUGAAUUACUACAGCAGCCUCAUGAACUCCAUGGGUGUGGUCACUCUCCUAGUCUGGCUCUUUGAGGUGAGCAUCACCGCUGGACUCCGAUACCUGCACACAGCACUGGAAAGCGUGUCUGACCCUGAGGACCCUGAGUGUGAGAGUGAGGGCUGGCUGCUGGAGAAGAGCGUGUCGGAGACCUGGAAGGCCUUUCUGGAGAGCUUUAAGAAGCUAGGCAAGGGCAAUCAGGUGGAGGCUGAGGGCGCUGAUGCAGGCCAGGCCCCAGAGGCUGGCUGAUGGCCUGGGGCCUCUCCCCUCCUCCACACUUAGCGGACUCCAGGAAAUGUGGAUACCCCCUUGUCCAGCUGAAAGUCUGAAUUUCCCAAGAAAGCUGGGUACCUACUGACUCUCCUUGACCGUGGGCCUUGAAGUUCAAGGGUCCUUAGAGCAUGUGGCAAACAUUUGCAAAAUGGCUGCCACCAAAUGUGAGUGAAUGAGCCCUUUCCAUGGAUGCCCAGUUUCACAGGGGCCAGCUGUUCCAGGACUCCUCUGUCUGAGUGUGAGUCCAGCUCUCUCAUAGGUGACUGGCCACACCAAGGUCCCUCCCCUGGUAGUGUCUGCCUCUUUUAAGCUCCAAGUUCUGCAUCCAAACCAUCACUUGAUACAUAAACACAAAGGUGAAAAAAACCUAAGGACCACGUUGUCUUUUCUUUAAUGACAGGGUUAACAAGCUGGUCAACGUUUCCUUACUGUUAGAUAACGGGAGAGGGGCAGCUAUAUUUUUAUAGCGCAAUGGAGUCCUCCAGAGGAUUACCUCCACAUAGGAAUUCAUAGACGGUGAAGAGGUGAGGACUUUCCUUUCCUGAAAGUGAUUGUCCUUAUCCCUACACCUCAGUCACUUACUCCAGCUUGAACCAGGGGCUGGCAUGUCCCAGCAACCCUUCUGCUCACAAAGUGCUGGGUGAGCUGCUGUCUGUGGUUUGCCUGAGA